UUCGUCCCAUAAGUGUCGCGGGGAUCACACCGUCUAUUUUUGCUUCCCCACACACUCUCUCUCUCUCGCACUCUCUUUUCGCUGCUGGCAAGAGCGAGGAACGACGGUUCCCGCCGAAGCGUGGCCGAGGGUCUGUUUUAUGCUUUUCAUCUCUUGAAAGAAAACCAUGCAAGGGGCAUAUAGAGAAAACAAUAGAAAGGCUGUGGGAAAGGUUCUUUCAUCUUCCUCAAAACCAAAGUUUCCAAGUUCCCAGCCUAAAUCACCUGGACCUGGUGCAGCUGGUGAUGGGACUAAUGUUGAUCAGUUGAGUGGCAGUAUGGCUGAUCUUGGCAAUGAUUCUCAGAAUCAUGAGUGGGAGGUGUAUAGGAAGCCUAGACGAGGACAGAGGCAAACAGCUACAACUGCUGCAGCCACAGGAAAAACUGGGGCACAGUAUGACACCACGCAAAGGGCUGGGUACAAUUGGCAGAACCAGCCGGUGGAUUCUGUUAAACAAGCUGGUAGGGGGAAUGUUAAGGCACAUAUAUCCAAUUCAGGAAGCAAUUGGCAAUCCAGUUACAUGGCUCCAUCCCCUAGUAUUCCUCCUCCUCUACAGAAUGGGUGGCAGUGGGCUAAGAGAGAAACUCAAGGCAUUCCAACAGCUAAUUCUACCAUAGCUUCUGUAGCAGUUGACAAUGUUGGGCUCCAUCCUCAGGAGCAACUGGACCAAAUAGGUGAUUCUCAACCUGACACAGGGGCAUAUUCAAAUGCGAGUUCUGAAGAAGAUGAUGCAGAGUUUGAUGACAGUGACUAUGACUUGUUAAGUGAUGAAGAAUCUGAUUCUAAUGAUAACGAAAUGGAUGAUGAGAAUAUCAAGCAGAGUAAGUGGUUCAAGAAAUUUUUUAAAUCUUUGGAGUCUUUGACAGCUGAACAGAUAAAUGAACCUUCAAGGCAGUGGCACUGCCCUGCAUGCCAGGGUGGACCUGGAGCCAUUGAUUGGUAUAAGGGCAUGCAGCCUCUCGUGACUCAUGCUAAGACAAAAGGGACUCAAAGGGUGAAGCUGCACCGGAAACUUGCUGACCUCUUGGAGAAGGAGUUAGCCAAGAGGGGAACCUCAGUAAUUACAGCUGGUGAAACGUUUGCAAAGUGGAAAGGACUAAAAGAGCAAUCAGUUGAUCAUGAAAUUGUUUGGCCGCCUAUGGUUAUUAUUCAAAACACAUGGCUCGAUAAAGAUGAUGAUGAUAAGUGGAUUGGCAUGGGAAACCAGGAGCUACUUGAUUAUUUUGAAGGAUAUGAUGCGAAGAAAGCAAGGCAUGCAUAUGGACCUCGGGGUCAUCGUGGGACAAGCAUCCUGAUAUUUGACAGUUCAGCCAUGGGUUAUGUCGAGGCAGAACGGCUGCAUAAGCAUUUCAUCGAUGAGUGUAGAGAUAGAGCUGCUUGGGAAUGCCGUCGAAGUAACUUUGUUCCUGGUGGAAAGCGUGUCUUGUAUGGUUAUUUAUCCACAAAAUCAGACAUGGAGUAUUUUAAUCAGCAUCAUUCAGGGAAAACGCGGUUGAAAUUUGAGAUGAGAUCCUACCAUGAAAUGGUUAUCGUUCCUAUGAAGCGCAUGGAAGAAGAUAAUCAGCAACUCAUAUGGUACAAGAACAGAGUUGCACGUGGUCAAAAAGAGACGGAAACUCUGAGAGAGACUGUAAAUUCUGUUGGGAAAAAGCUACGUUCAAAAGAACAGGAAAAUAAGAUUGUGAGGGAGAUGUCCAAGAAGCAGCAUGAAGAAAGCAGAAAAGAGAUGGAUGCACAAGAGGAAUUCUACAGAAAACAAAUAGACGACCUCCAUUCAAUGGUUUCUGCUAAAGAAAAAGAACUUGAGAGACUGCAAGACCAGCUUAGGAGUUCAACUUUGGAAGACUACCACAACCAGUUGGAGCACAAACAAGCAAACUCUAUCAUGGAUUCUGGAAAUAGUAAGCAGGAAGACCAGGCCAGCAGUGAAGAAAAAAUUGCCAAGGUGGAAGGCAUUCUUUUUGCUCAAUCAAAGGAGAUGGAGGAGUAUGAGCUCGAAAGGCAGAAAUUGAUCAAGGAGCAUGAUGAAAUUAGGACACAAUUCAAGCGCAAGCAACUUGAACAAGAAGUUGAGUUGGAGAAGGAGUUCAAGGCUGCCAUGACCCAGUUGCUGGACAAAUAUAUGGCAAGAGCACGUGCAUCUUCUUCUGAGGAUGCCUGACUUUAGUAUAAAUUUUCCCUUACAAUUUACCAAAGUCAUGUCUUCUAUUCUCUGGCCCGUCUUGGACGAUAUGUAGACAAAAACUUGGUGGAACAGAUUUUUAUCUUGGAGCAGACUAAUAUGCACUUGAUAUGGCACCUUUGAUGACAAUGUUCAGUUUUAUUUGGCUUC
Molecule: messenger RNA, 2371 nt
Organism: Nymphaea colorata (pocket water lily)
Lineage: Eukaryota; Viridiplantae; Streptophyta; Magnoliopsida; Nymphaeales; Nymphaeaceae
Product: protein SUPPRESSOR OF GENE SILENCING 3 homolog
Exons: 6
Coding region: 167-2200 (677 amino acids)
Biological process (GO): defense response to virus; regulatory ncRNA-mediated gene silencing
Source: RefSeq, a predicted model, not a curated record